AUGACUUCAACUCCUUCCUCCACAUCAAACCUGUACCCGGCCCUGAACCCUGACGCCGAUCAACCGCAUGCACAGAACCAUGCUGGUGUUGACUACUCAGAUCACACACUUUACAACUCUACUACCACUACCACUGCUACAGCUUCCAAAGACACCAACAUGACCUUAACUCGAUCCCACACAACUACAACCAGAGCACUCGCCACCACUGCCAUUGCUCCAAGGCAACAAAAGAAGCAGGAAGGAGUCCUGACGCUGUCGCCAAACGAACCCAUCCCGUUAUCGACUUACAUCUCGGUCUCCCAGGUGGCCAUCUCUUCAGCCUUGAAGGUCGCGAUGGUAUCGACCAGUCUUUCUUUGAGCGUUGCACGGACAAUUGUGUCGACUCUGGAUAAGGUCUUGGGCAUGGCUGUCAAUGGAGUCGUUGGGCAAAACGAUGAGGGUAGCAGUCCUGGACUGAACCCGGCGUUUGUUGCCUCACUCCCCUUCCGGGCUGCUCUGUUGGGAAUCAACUUUAGCGACAUCCUAGUCCAAACCAUCCUCGAAACCGUCGACGGCUCCGUCAACUUGGCCCUCAGCACCGUCCAAGACGGCUUCGAGCUCAUGGAUUCCCUCUUUGGCCCCGACUCUACCUCUCAAACUGGAGAGACUUUCCGAGAGGUCUGGAAGAUCUUGAGCAGAGAGUUGACACAGGAAGCCGCGGCUGCUGGAGCGCCCUACCCGGCACUGGAGGGCAUCCGACUUUUGAUGGCGUAUGUUGCGAUCCAGUUUGCGACGUCGGAACGAUGGGAGACUAUUCGGGUCAGGACUCAGGGCAGGCUGGUGGGAGAGUGUUUAGAAUCGAAGGAUGACCAGCUGGGUUCGAGUACUGCUUGGUCGGCGAUCGGGACUGCUGGGUGGCCGGAGGAGUGGGCCGGUAGCUUGUCGGAGGAGGAGUUGCUACGGGAGGUUCGGUGUAUGGAGUUGAGGGAGCAGCGGGAGGGACGGAGUGCGGCUUCUUUUUCGGCGUACGCUGGUGUUGGAUCUGGGAGGCGCGGGUUUGGAAACCGUGGAGCCCCUUCGUCUGCGGCGGCGAACCCAGAGUUGACCAACUUUUUGGCGGACUCGUAUCGGUUCUCGAGGUUCUGCUCUGCCAUGUAUGGGUCGUUGGCUUUGGAGUUUAUGGGUGCGCCUGAGAGGUAUCCUCCUCUGUCCACUGAGCCUGUGUCUGGAGGUGGUGGGGCUGGUGUUCCAAAUGAUGCUUCGGAGCAUCAUUUCCAUCAAUACACGGGUACACCCCUGGGAUCCAUCCUCUACUCCUCUGACACGGCAGCAACAGUCCUCGAUGGAUUCUAUAGUCCGCGGUACUACCUCCUGGACGACGUCGAGACCAAGCAGAUUGUAUUGGUUCUCAGGGGUACCAAAUCCUUGCACGAUCUCAUGAUUGACUUGACUUGUGAUGCGGCCGAUCUCUGGUUGGACCACGAUACUUCCCCGCUCCGUGACGCGCAUGGUAACAUCUUGCCGAACACUGAGGAGAACCUCAAGCGAAAGCGGCCAUUCAGGGUGCACGGUGGGUUCUUGAAGGCGGCCAGGACGAUUGCCUCCGCAGAGACGAUCGGCAUCCAGGAGAAGGUGAAGGCAGCACUUGAGGCGCGUCCAGAAUAUUCAUUGUUGUUGAUUGGACAUUCGUUGGGGGCGGGAAUUGCGUCAGUCUUGUCGAUGCUUUGGGCUGAUCCUGCCACGGGUCUGACGCCCGAGGUGCCUCAUCAUUCUUGUGCGUCGAGGACGACUGGAUCUGCAGAGUCCACAUUUGCUUCACCUGUCGCGUCGCCUCCCACGACUUCGACGCCUGUCUUUGGAGGGGAUGAGAGCCGUGAGUGGUAUAAUAGGCCGACGGCUGAGCAGCAGGAGGAUGGACAGUUCUUUAUGCCGGGCUACUUGCCCAAGAACAAUGUCGAGUCCUUCUUGCCACCUGGUCGCCGUGUCAAGUGCUAUGGCUAUGGUACUCCCAAGGUUAUGUGUCCUCGCAUGAGCAAGCGCGCCUUGAAGUUGGUGACGACUAUCUCAUACGGAGACGACGUGGUGGGUCGCCUGUCGCUAGGAAGCGUCCGCAACAUCGGCCACGCCAUGCGCGCCCUCCUCGCCAUGCGUCCCCAGCCACCACCCUCCCCACCCGCAAGCCCCCCAUCCUCCCCCCUCCUCAAUUCAACUUCCACUUCAACCGAAAUCGACCUCCUCCACGACUCUUCCGAAUCCCUCGAAGACCUCCUUGAACAAGAAGGCGAAGGCAUCUCCAUCAACGAGGAGCUCCGUGCCGAAGCUGCAGCAGAGGCUGCCUCUGCUGAACGCCACAAGCAACAGAACAAGAAGCCUGCUCCUCCGAGUAUUGGAUUGGAGAUUGUUCAGAAGGUGAUUCGGUGGCGGUUGACUGGGGAGGAGUCGUUGUUGGAGGAGUUUAUGGAUAUCCGGAGGGCGAUGCAUAAGGAGAUGAUGAAGCAUCAGGAUCAUGAUUGUCAUACCAAUGGAGAUCUUUACCCCCUCGAGUCCCCCUCCAAUACCACCGGUGGCGAUGAACAGCACCAGCAGGAACAGCGACCCUACCACCAUGGAGAGCGUACAUUAGACCUCUCAAAAAUCUCCCCCGUCCUCGUUCCCGCCGGAAAAGUCCUUUGGAUCCGACCUACAACCAUCGAAAAGGAACUCGAGAACGAAGAAACUCAAAAACACCCCAUUGAUUCGGUCCUGCACCAGUUUGAAUGGGACCACCCUUUAGACCUCCCCCGUGACGCCGCGAACAGGUUGAUCCCUGGUUCAAUCUCGCGUGGGCUGCAGAGUCGUUUGGAAGAUGAUCAGGCGGACAGUGCGUCAAUUAGAUCGUUCAAGGAGACGGUUAGGAGUAGUCUGUAUUCUGCACAGUCGUCCCCCAAUCUGACGGCUCAGCAGCCUAUUCAGUUUUAUUCUUCCCCUCCUGCCGCGGCCACUUCAACCUCUACCUCCCAUCUCACCCCACCUUCGUCUCAGCAAGCAGCCCCCAAACUCGCGCGUCAAGGCUCUGCCGACUCUGCCCACACCUUCCUCACCACCGCAUCCGCAGCAACAACAACCUCCCCCGCCUCGUUGCACCCAGGCAACCAAAACACGGACAAACUCCUAUACAGGAUGUACGCGAUCCCCGAACCCGAGAACGUCUUUGACGAGAUGUUGUUUUCCCGCAGGAUGUGGAGUGAUCAUUUGCCGUUGACGUAUGAGUUCAUCUUGGCGGGCAAGCAUGCUAUCCCUGUUACUUCUCCUCAAGAUGGCAGUGGUUCUGCUUAG
Linnemannia hyalina is the source of this 3297-nucleotide messenger RNA. The record is from the annotation of a GenBank genome assembly. NCBI's taxonomy places the organism in Eukaryota, Fungi, Mortierellomycota, Mortierellomycetes, Mortierellales, Mortierellaceae.